AUGCUGUUCAAGUCGACCCUCAUCGCAGGCGCAUUCGCCGUCCUCGCCUCCGCUCAGUCCUCCAACAACUCGAUUCCCGCCACGGCCGACACGCGCGUGCUGGCGCUCACGGACGUGCAGUAUGCUAACAGUGGACUCGGCGACUCUGGCAACGCCGGUUUCGGCGUGCGCUUGAACUCGAAGGCGCUCUUGACGGUCGUCCUGUCGUCUGGACAGGUCAUUCAAAACGGCCAGCAGUAUCCCGUCGACCAGCUCCAGGAGCGCCCUACCGUUUACGUCACACCGUCCGACAACAACGCGGAUUUGUUCAACUCGUCGAGCAAGUACACCUUGACGCUCGCCGAUGCCUCCUCGCUCGGAGACGCCGACCCUCAAGGCAACUACCGCCACUUCCUCGCGAACGGCUUGACCGGCGCCGCAGGAUCCGGCAACAACAAGACCUUCACGCCUCAGGCCGGCACGACCAUCACGAACUACGCCGCUCCUGGUCCUCUCCCUGGCACUGGACCUCACCGCUACGCGUGGCUUCUCUUUGAGGAGCCGGCCAACUUCCAGGCGCCGAGCAACCUGUCGACUUCGGGCGUCUCGCCGUCGCACUGGUACGUGAGCUCGUACGUCCAGCAGACCGGCAUCCAGCUCGUCGCCGCGAGCUUCUUCACCGUCCAGAACGGGAACCCGACCGGUUCCGUCGCCUCGACCGCGGCUGUCAACACCGCUACUUUCUCUGCCAGCAGCGCCUCCGGUUCCGGCUCUGGCUCGGCCGCUCCCUCGCAGACCUCGGGCAGCUCGUCGCCUUCGGGCAGCAGCAAGCCCUCGAGCGGUGCCGCGCAGAUCGCUGCCUCCCUCGGCGCAGGGUUCGUCGGCCUUGCCGGCCUCGUUGCGCUCCUCUAA
This is a messenger RNA of Rhodotorula toruloides NP11, 891 nucleotides long. RefSeq names its product phosphatidylethanolamine-binding protein PEBP. NCBI's taxonomy places the organism in Eukaryota, Fungi, Basidiomycota, Microbotryomycetes, Sporidiobolales, Sporidiobolaceae. The coding region runs from base 1 to 891 and encodes 296 amino acids. The transcript is spliced from 7 exons. The record is from RefSeq and is a predicted model, not a curated record.